Molecule: messenger RNA, 590 nt
Organism: Pecten maximus
Lineage: Eukaryota; Metazoa; Mollusca; Bivalvia; Pectinida; Pectinidae
Exons: 2
Coding region: 88-576 (162 amino acids)
Source: RefSeq, a predicted model, not a curated record
ACGAGUCCAACUGCGAUUUAGGGAUGACAGGCUCAACGGUGACAGAGGACGGUCCCCUAACCGAGAGACUUCAGAGGUCAAAUCACCAUGGGGCUUAGCAGCAUCUUAGUGGUUUUUUGGCUGGGCAUGGUUUUCGCCGAAGCAACUGUCCCCUUUCCCUGGGGAUGUAAGCCUCAGAGACAGCAAAUGGUAUGUCCGAGGAGGGUAAAUGCCAUCCCAGAUGUCGCGUUCGAUCCCGAAAUCAAGCGCAUCAUUUUCCAACACGUGGUGGAAUUCAACUUAACAUACGCAGGACACCUGGAGUACCUAGAAAUAAGGAAAACUCCCCUGGGAUGCGACUCCUUCUCCUCUUGGCCAAUACGUGUGUUUGUGAACAGGGAAACUUGCAACAACGUCACAGAAUCGACGACUUCUUCCACUAACCAGAGCACCACAGCCCCGAGAUCUACACCAUCGAGGAUCCCGAGUCCUAGCUGCGAUAACGUAGCUCUGGACGACGGACGGAUAAUUUUUGACAGAUGGUCGUCGUCAGAGCUACGAUUCCCUCCCAUUGCUCGUAAUGUAGCAAAACAGUGAACCUCGAAAAUGCU